ACGGCGUGCUUGGCCAGCAUGGCUCGUACCAAGCAGACAGCUCGCAAGUCCACCGGCGGCAAGGCCCCUCGCAAGCAGCUGGCCACCAAGGCAGCUCGCAAGAGCGCGCCGGCCACUGGCGGCGUCAAGAAGCCUCACCGCUACCGGCCCGGCACCGUGGCGCUGCGCGAGAUCCGGCGCUACCAGAAGUCCACCGAGCUGCUGAUCCGCAAGCUGCCCUUCCAGCGCUUGGUGCGCGAGAUCGCCCAGGACUUCAAGACCGACCUUCGCUUCCAGAGCUCGGCCGUCAUGGCGCUGCAGGAGGCGUGCGAGGCCUACUUAGUGGGGCUCUUUGAGGACACCAACCUGUGCGCCAUCCAUGCCAAGCGUGUUACCAUCAUGCCCAAGGACAUCCAGCUUGCCCGCCGCAUCCGUGGGGAGAGGGCAUAAA
Messenger RNA from Elephantulus edwardii (Cape elephant shrew), 430 nucleotides. Its product is annotated as histone H3.1-like. Lineage: Eukaryota; Metazoa; Chordata; Mammalia; Macroscelidea; Macroscelididae. The record is from RefSeq and is a predicted model, not a curated record. Gene Ontology annotation, molecular function: protein heterodimerization activity; DNA binding; structural constituent of chromatin. The transcript is spliced from 2 exons. Gene Ontology annotation, cellular component: nucleosome. The coding region runs from base 19 to 429 and encodes 136 amino acids.